AUGGUUAAAAGCAAGGAUACUGUCAUUGACGAGUUCAAUGAGCUGGUCAAUAUGACCCCCAAUGAGCUCCGCGACUGGCUCCAAGAAGAACAGUCCCAAUCAUCCGGCUGGAGCAAUAAUGAGUCAGGCGAGAGCAUCGGGCAUGAGAGUGGUCGAAAGAUUGUCGAAAUUCUAGAGGGAAAUCCUUCCAAGGAUGCGUCCAAGUACUCCGACCAGGACAUUGAUCAUAUGCGCAAGGUGGUCUCGUACUGUAAGCGGCAUCUGGCCCAGGAGGAGACAGCAAAGCAGAACACAGACAGUAAGAGUUACCGGUCUCUGAAAAAUUGGGGUCAUGAUGCGCUGAAGGAGUGA
Aspergillus saccharolyticus JOP 1030-1 is the source of this 351-nucleotide messenger RNA. RefSeq names its product DUF3140 domain-containing protein. Lineage: Eukaryota; Fungi; Ascomycota; Eurotiomycetes; Eurotiales; Aspergillaceae. The coding region runs from base 1 to 351 and encodes 116 amino acids. The record is from RefSeq and is a predicted model, not a curated record. The transcript has 3 exons.